Molecule: messenger RNA, 492 nt
Organism: Frankliniella occidentalis (western flower thrips)
Lineage: Eukaryota; Metazoa; Arthropoda; Insecta; Thysanoptera; Thripidae
Product: outer dynein arm-docking complex subunit 4-like
Exons: 3
Cellular component (GO): cytoplasm
Molecular function (GO): protein binding
Source: RefSeq, a predicted model, not a curated record
UUACCUUACCUUACCUUACAGGCGCUGCAGCUCUGCCCGGAGGACAAGACGGCCCUGGUGGCGCGCAGCAAGUGCUACCUGCUGCUGGGACAGCCGCGACUCGCGCUUCAGGACGCGGAGAACGCCCUGGGCCCGGACCGCAGCAACGUGCGAGCCAUCUUCCAGAAGGCCGAGGCGCUGUACCACAUGGGCGACUUCGAGCACAGCCUCAUGUACUACCACCGUGGGCUGCGCCUUAGGCCCGAGCUGGCCGUGUUCCGGCUGGGUGUGCAGAAGGCGCAGGAAGCCAUCGAGAACACCAUCGGAAAACUUUCUUUCAGCGGGCAUCGAGGAAAGUUGCAAAAUAAUGGAGGCAAUGGAGCAAGCCAGAUCUGGCCGGUCAGGUACUCUGUUCAGAAACACACGCAUGAUUUGACGAGGCACUUCAUUCUAAAACAGCAGUUGCCUUUGCAUCAACACACACGAAAUAUGACUACUAAAGUAGAAAAAUAA